ACAGCAGAGGAGUUGGGAUGCAUGGCUGUGCUGUGGAUAUCUCUGAUUUUAUGCAACUUUUAGAGAAAUAUCAGACAUUCAACCAGUCAGACUAAAGUAAUCGAUCAGCCUUUUCUGUGCGUCAUGCGCUUGUUGACGUGUUGGUUAUUUUCGCUGUUUUUCUUCGAGGAUGGGACAGAGUCUGCAGAGUUGCCCCCGACCACCGGACACUCCGUGCAUAUCAAUGACGGCAACUUUUCAGACCGGGAUCACAUGAAACAAGAGUCCAUUCACAUCCAACAACAAGUGCUCGAGCGCCGUCCAGGUUCUGCCUUUAAGCUGAAGGUCCAGGUCAACAGCGCGCUGAGCCGUCAGGUAUUGAACCAGGCAGUCGUGGAGAUCUACAUCAACUACACAAGGACCACUGAGGCUCUGACAGGGCAGGAUGGCAGUGUUUUGCUUGAUAUACCAUAUCAGGAUGGGAUGCCUAUGACGAUCGUGGCCAGAAAAGAUGGCUACACUCACACACUGCUGCCAUAUAAAGCCAGCAGAAUGCCAUUGUUUUCAUCUGUGACGCUCUAUCUGCUGAGGCUGAACCAGGGAAACAUCUGGCUCUUCGAUGAUUCAGUCCUCAUCACUGGAGAAACUUCUGAUGCUUCAUCACAGCCUGUUGUCCAGUUUCCCAAGAGCCUCCUGAAUCUGACAGACAGCAGAAACAUCACAGCUGUUAGAGCCUACCUGACUGUCCCCAAGCUGCCGUCACAAGAUGACACAGUGCUGAUUACUCCUGGCAUCAUGAGCAGUAAAACAGGUUACAUCAGUGUGGACCUGAGUCCGGUGGCGGCCGUCAGUGUGCAGCUUUUCUCAGGAGACACAGAGUUACAUCUGAGCGGGCCCAUACAGAUCAGACUCAGCCUCCCUGACAGCUGUGGGCUCCAGAGUUCAAACACUGUUCCUGCAUGGUUCUUUAACAGCACCACUGGAGGAUGGAUGAGAAAAGGCCUGGGGACAGUGGUGUCAGUGGAAGGAAAACUCAUGUGGAACUUCACUGCUCCUCACCUUGGAUAUUGGAUAGCAGCACCUUUGUCACCCAGCCGAGGUUUCUUUGGAUUCGCCGUUCCUCUUGACUUUAUUGUGCGUCACUCAUAUGUCCUGAUGCUUAUUCUUGGAGGAGUUCUUCUCUUUGUAAUCUGCCUUCUGGUUGGGUUGCUGUUUUGUCGCAGAAGUUCAUCCAGGGAAAAUAUGGCAAAGAAGAUCCUCCCAGUGUCAGUGAAAGACCAAACCACCUCCACCUGUGAGGAUGACGUCUUUGAAGUAUCUUCAGGUGAUCCCUCUCAUCCACAGAGUGGACUAAACCAAUCCUUUACAGAGAAGGGAGAUAAUCUGCACAAUGCCUCUGUUAUUUCUAUGCACAAUGGCAGCAUAAUAGCCAACCCUGGUGCUGUGUCCAUUGCUGUGGAGUGCAAUGAACUGGAUCUGAACACAGCAUCCCUCACAGAGAAUUUGUUUUUCUACAACCAGCCUGUCGCCAUUCUUCACGCUCCGGCAUUUUUCCACUUGGAGGAGCAGCCAGAGCGGCCCCAGUGGUGCAAGUCGGCCACUCUUCCCCGCGCAGGGGCAUCCAACGGUGCUGCAGCUGAGCCACCCAGGAAAGACAGCUUCACACAGACUCAGCCUAAAGGCCCCUCUAACACUCAGAGCCAAACUGCAGAAAAUGACGACCAGCUCGGGGCUUCAGAGAACUCUCAGCCUGAAACCUCCAGCAGCCCGUCCAGGAGUCAUGUCAGCCUCCCUGAGUCAGCAUCAGUCCCUGGAACAUUAACUAAAAUGGUUGGCAGUAGACACUCAGUGCAUGCCUUUGCAGAGCUCUCUAAAAUCCCCUCUCUUCAGCCUCCAAGGGCCUGGUUUGUCUCUCUGGAAGGAAAACCUGCAGCUGAGAUCCAUUACGCGGUGUCAGAGCAGCAGAGGAGGCGAAGGCCAGCGGAGAGCAGAGAAACCAGCUUGGACUCAGGAGUGGACAUGAGUGAACUGAACCAGACGUCUGGAAGGAGGGCUGUCACUCUGGAGCGGAAUAAUACUUUUGUCAAAAGCACAAGCAGCAGUAAAAACACACCAUCACAAUAAAAAUAAACUUUCACCCUUUAUUAGGACAGUCCCUUCUCUACCAUGCAUCAGAUUAUUCUGUAUGUGUCGGGAUGUCACUAUUGGACUUUUACCAGAAUGUCAACAGUUAAUGGACUAACAUCCUUAUAUAAUUCUCAGAACCUUUCUACAUUUUAGUAGUCUUUCCUAAAAAUUCAGUUCUAAUCAAAAGUAGGUCAGUUUUGGUUUUAAUGUCUGUUGUUUCUAUUACCCUUUUUUGUUGUACUCCGAAAGGAUAAAUGUACUGAUUCUUUGUUCUAUUAACCCUUAAGAGAUACAGACAUUAUAUGCCGUUCAGUCUUUUCAUUUUUAAGCCAUUCUGGCUGAGUUGAAUGAAGCUCAAAUUUGCCCGAGGACAUUCAUUUUUUGAUUAAAAAAAUAUAGAAUUGUCAUCUCAGUUCCUUAAAUUAGCCUAAAAUGGCUUAGAUACACAAUUAUCGACACAUUUAUUCUUCUGACAAAAAAAUGUCCCAUUGAAAACCAUUGAAAAUGUCAUUUUUUAAAGAAAAAAUUCCACAUCUGAACAUACACUCAUGCAUUCCUGUAUGUUAAGAUUUUUUUUUGGAUUACUACCUUUCAAUUUUUAAUGUUAUUUCUGUCCAUCAGAUGGCACUACUUUUCCACACUCAAAGCAUGCUACAAAAUUUCACACUUUUUACUGUUUUCUGCAGGGGUGCCUAAAAUAAGUAUGUGUUGCUUUUGACUUUGGUUAAUAAUGUGUGUUUGUGUUUUAUUUGAGUUUUUGCAAUUUUGUUCUAUUAAAAAACAGAGGAGUUGUGUAAACAUACUGGCCUUUAAAGGGUUAAAAUCCCAAAAAUAUAAUUGAUACUUGAUCUGUAUAUUUCAGGCUAAAGUCGUUUUAAAAGACUGACUCGUUCACGGCACAAAAAACAUAUAUAUAUUUAUAUUUUUAGAGCUGAUUUUAGGAGGCUGGCAAUUUUGCUGUUAGGA
Messenger RNA from Cheilinus undulatus (humphead wrasse), 3072 nucleotides. RefSeq names its product protein FAM171B-like. The transcript is spliced from 8 exons. Lineage: Eukaryota; Metazoa; Chordata; Actinopteri; Labriformes; Labridae. The record is from RefSeq and is a predicted model, not a curated record. Bases 124 to 2103 code for a protein of 659 amino acids.